Penicillium coprophilum is the source of this 1149-nucleotide messenger RNA. RefSeq lists its product as uncharacterized. The transcript has a single exon. The coding region runs from base 1 to 1149 and encodes 382 amino acids. NCBI's taxonomy places the organism in Eukaryota, Fungi, Ascomycota, Eurotiomycetes, Eurotiales, Aspergillaceae. The record is from RefSeq and is a predicted model, not a curated record.
AUGGACAAUGCUCUAAUGCCAGGAUUGGUUUCCAAGGCGCUAGACCGACAAUGCAGGAGAGCAUUUUGCGAUUUCGUGGUUGCUGUAUUUCCGAACAUCUAUUACAGCUACAGCACUCGUGUGGAGCUGAAUUGGUUCGAAAUCGCCCACAAGGACGAAAGCGCGGGACAUGCACUGCAGUGGGCCAUUCGCAGCCUUGGAACCUUGCAGCUAGCCAGGGUAAAUGGCAACCAAGCACAGAUUGUUCUUAGUCAGGAAAUGUACGGCCACGCGUUGUGCCAGCUUGUUAAAGCUAUCAAAAAUCCUGCCACGGUUGGCAACAAUGACACCCUUGGAGCUGCCGUCCUCCUAGGAGUUUAUGAGUCGAUCAACGCAACGGAGAAGAACUCAUGGCUGCUGCAUUCAAGUGGGAUAUCUCACCUAUUGCGUCUCAGAGGGCCAAAGAGACACGUAAGUGGGUAUGGACGUACCUUGAUCUUAUCCUUUCGGGGACUCCUAGUUUAUGAGGCCUUCGCUCGGGGCGAGGCAUGUUUCCUAGAAAACGAGGAAUGGAGGUCAGCUCUGCCAUUGAUACUAGAGGACGAGGAACGACGCGGCACACAUUGUGCUCUGGGCCAGCUCAUGGACUAUGCAUUCAACGAAAUAGCUCAGUGCCCGGGGUUUCUUGCUAGGACCAAAGCCCUGGUCGCCUCUUCACAAACUACCGACGUGGAGAGAAACAAUUUAAUGGAUGCCAUCAGCACCAGCCAAGAAGUACUGGGCGAAGUGGAGAUCAAAAUAAUGGCCGGGGUAAAGGCUGAUCACGAAGGGAAUAUGAAAGAGUCCGAGGCUUUCUUUGGAUUAAUUCCUUCUUCUGCCAAAGCUGCAUCGGUGAAUUACACCCUUGAGGGUGUUCAAUCGGCCAUCGCACUCCUUCGACAGUUGUCAGUCUUGCUGGUGUCUGAUCGAAGCCGACAAAAAACUAUAACACCGUGGCUAAUACUCGGUCCAUGUAAGAAUAAUCAGAAGAUCAUAAAAGACACCUGCGAACUUGCCCAGCUUUCUCAAGAGGGUUCACAACUACAUCCAACAGGUCCACGGCAACAGGGAAAUCCAAAAAUUUGGCAUGACCGGAUCGCCUUGACAAUGGGCAUGCCAGACAACAGUUGA